UCAUCCGCAGCAGACGUCAAAACGGAAAAUUUUACAGUGGCAGGCAUCGAUCGGCAUCCGAGAAAAGUUUGUUGUGUGAAAUUUUCGGGAAAUUUGGUGAAAAAUUCUAGUGCUAGGCUAAACAAAAGUGUUCCCUCGGGAUCCCAGUGCGUGAAAACAUUGUGCGAGUGGCUUCACGGUAUCGAUUUCGGCACGGAACGGACCCCAUUUUUUGUUUCCUUUUUCGACUUUAUCCCCUUGCGAGAGAAGUGCGAAAUAUGUGCGAUCCACUGCGGCGGGUGUCGAAAAUAAGAUGUCUACACCUGUAAAGCGUAAAAUUACACUCGAGCUCAAUCCGAAUAAGAAGGUUCUCCCCAAAGAUCGGCCCAGCGUGUUCCAGCGGCUCGGCACCAAGAAGUACCAAACGUCGCUGACUGGCGGAAGCGGGCCCGUAAAGCUACACCAGCAGGAGCAAGAUUCGACUGUCAACAAGGAAGAGAUAGUCAAACGCAUUGUCGGCUGCGACGAACCGGAACUGGUUCCACCUCCCAAACUUGUGAUCGUGCCGGAGAGCGUCUCGGCACACGCCCGACUCAUCGAGGCACAACUUGCCGCCAAACUUGGCAAGGUCAUAGUCAGCCGGGGAGAAACUAUCGGAGCCACCGGUCCAGCGAGCAUCGUACCUCCCGUUUCCAGCAGCAGAAGCGAAGCCAAGUCUAGCGGAGGGGGCGGUAGUGGUGGGCACAGCAGUUCCGCAGUCAUUGAACGUGCGGGUCCCAGUGCCGGCGGUAGCAGUUCCGAACCAUCGCGAGGCGGCGGCGGUGGCGGAGGAGGAGGAGGCUGGGAUCAAUCCAGUCUAGAGAAUGCUGAUCAGGACAUUCUAGAGCGCAAACGUAAAGAACUACAGCACGAGCUGAAACUGGAGAUGGACGCUAGUGGCGGUGGAAGCAGUCAUCACCAUCAUCACCACCAUUCUUCGUCCUCGUCGAUGAUGAAGCAGAAAUCCGGCAAGGAGACUCUGGUGGUGAAGAAGAUCCGAAAGGUACCGGCCCCCCGUAGGUCAUCCUCCAGUUCGGACAGUUCUAGUAGCAGCGGGUCGGAUUCAUCCGAUUCGGAUUCAAGUUCCAGCUCUAGCAGUUCCAGCCGAGAUUCGAGACGGGUCAAGAAACGGACUGUCCGCCAAAGACGCGAUUCAAGUUCCAGCUCGGAUGGUGGCGGUGCGAAGAAGAUUGUCAAAAAGCACCCUAAAAAGCUCUCUGCUGAUGGAACCAAACGAAUUGUGACCAAGAAAAUCGGUGGGCACCUGACCAAGAUUCGUGUUAAGAAAGUCACGAGUCCUGGAGGAACCACAAGUCACAUCCGGAAAGUUGCCCGUGAAGUAUCCCCUAGUGGAAAGACGCCCACGAAAUAUACCGUCAAAAAGGUGGUAGCCUUGAAGAAAGAUAAGCAUGCCGUAGUGGUGGAUGCCCGGGAACGUGUCCGUGAAAAGGAACGUGAAAUGGCUCUGCGGGAAAAAGAACGAGAAAGAGAAAAAGAACGUUUGCGCCUUCGAGAGCGAGAGCGUGAACGCGAGCAUGUCAAAAGUCGAUCACCCAGGGCGCAUAUCAGGUCUCGUUCGCCGCGAUCGCGAAUGUCCCCAACGGCCGUAACGGUGACCGUUCGCGGAAGGGAGAAAAAGAAGUCUCCCGAGGGAUCGCGAUAUCGCGAACCGCCAGUAGCCGUAGUGAGACGCCCGGAGCGAUCCCCUGAACGAAUGGACGAUCGUCGCAGACAUGAAACCCUAAAAGAUCGCGAACGCCGCGAAAGACAAGAACGGGAACUGGCCAGAAACAAGGAACGUGAAGAGGCGCUAGCUCGCUGUCAGGAACGCCAACGGGAGCGUGAACGGCUGGCUGCCGCAAAGGAUCGCGUCGCCCCUCGUCGCGAGCGGGAAGUUCAACCACCCAUAGAUGGAGGCUUGGAAAAGCCCGAUCGUCAUCGACCGGUCGAACGGUUGUUGCCUCGUCCAGCAGAACGCGCUCGAGCUUUAGCCGCAGCUCGGUCACCUGGAGGUGGUAAGCUUGAUCACGAUCGUAGUCGGACCCCAAACUCACCACGCAGCCGCGAUCGCAUUCCCCGGGAGCGGUCAUUUGAUCGUGGACCUGCGGAUAGAGGAUUUGUCGAUCAUCAUGACCGGCGCAGUCGUUCCAGAGAUAGAGAAUAUGUUACUCCCAUUGUCCGUGGUGCCCGAAGCCGCGAUAGUCCUUAUGAUCGUCAUGCCGCACCGCCUGCACCACGAGAAACCCGCGACUACAGAGAGCCUGAGCCUCGUCCUGCCCCUGCUUACGAGCGAGACAGAGGUGGUCGUGGCGGUGGAGAAGGAGGUGGUAGAGGUGGCCAUGACUACGGUCGCAACGAAUACCCGGACGACCCUCCGCCUCGACGAGAACUUGACCGGGAGUGGGAAAGAGAACGAGACAGAGAACGUGAUCGUGAACCGGAACGUGGCCCACCGCAACGGGGUGGGUAUGACCGACGUGACGACCACGGCCGAGACUGGAACCGAGAUCACGGUCCUCCGCCGCACAGCCACAAUCACGAGCCGGAUAAUUACCAGGGCCCAUCCAGGAACUGGGAGGAAGGAUCUCGCUGGAAGGAAGCCGACGGAUGGGUAAAUGAAAAAGAUCGUGGAGACUGGAAGUUCAAGGACCGUGCAUGGGAACAUGAUGAUCACCCAGCAGUUGGUCCGCCAGCGCAUUCUCACAAUCACGGCGGUGGCCGCCGUUGGCAACAUAAUCAUCCGGAGCCAAAUCAAGGAUCAAACUGGCACGGAAAACCACCUAAGGAAGACAUGGAUUUCAGUCCUCGUCACAAGCUGGCGGGAAGGCUUGGCGAAAGAGUAGGAAAUGACAAUUCUAUGUUUCGACGGCAGCACCAAGGCCAUCAGCCGAUGUUCCACGGUCACGGCCGCAAAGGGCACGUAGGAAUGGGUCCAGGUCGUUUUGGAAACCAGAACAAGUACAGUAUCAACCGCACACAGCAAAAUCUCGUGGCUCAACAUCAACAUUCGCACCAACAUCCGCCACCACUACAUCAUCAACAACAACAGCAGCAACAACCUUCCCAAGGCCCUCAAGGGAUUCAACCAUUGAUUCCUCCAGGACCAGGCCCAAUCAAUCUAAUGAAUCAACCGGGACCGAUUCAGCAGGGACCGCCUCAGCUGGGACCCCCUCAGUUGGGACCGGCUCAUCCAGGGCCGCCGAUUCAACCAGGACCGGCUCAACAAGUCGCACCGGGUCCUGAUAACAGCAAUGCCCGGCAAAUCACAGCUCCACCUGAAGAUGACCUUCCACCCCUAAUUCAGCCGAUUCCUCCGGUAGCGAAACCAAAUCCCAGCGCUUCUAUGCCAAGCGAGGAUACAUCGAACCAGAUGGUUCCUGGAACUGUAACGGUUCCAUCCACAAGUGGAGAAACCCCUAUUGAUGGGGCAGCUUCCGUACGGCCACCAAACGAGGGUGUCGCACCGACGACAGAUGCAUCAAUUACUGCUGAAGCAGCCGAGCCAGGAUCCGUUGCUGCUGUCAGUGCUACUACAGCGGCUGUUACUGACAAACCAGCAGGUGAGCAAGCUGCUCUCCCACCCGCUGAACCUAUGGAUGAAGAUAAUCUCAGUGAAAUCAGCGACGAUCCGGACGAUAUUUUAACUAGAGAAGAG
This is a messenger RNA of Aedes albopictus (Asian tiger mosquito), 3673 nucleotides long. It is a transcript of the gene Flacc, whose product is annotated as fl(2)d-associated complex component. Gene Ontology annotation, cellular component: RNA N6-methyladenosine methyltransferase complex. The record is from RefSeq and is a predicted model, not a curated record. NCBI's taxonomy places the organism in Eukaryota, Metazoa, Arthropoda, Insecta, Diptera, Culicidae.